This is a messenger RNA of Momordica charantia (bitter melon), 982 nucleotides long. Its product is annotated as ribosome-inactivating protein bryodin II-like. Gene Ontology annotation, biological process: negative regulation of translation. The record is from RefSeq and is a predicted model, not a curated record. Gene Ontology annotation, molecular function: rRNA N-glycosylase activity. NCBI's taxonomy places the organism in Eukaryota, Viridiplantae, Streptophyta, Magnoliopsida, Cucurbitales, Cucurbitaceae.
CACAAUUUGGAAAACAUGAGAUUCCUACCAUUUUACUUUGUUCUUGCUCUCUGUUUUGGUGCUCUUGCUGCCGAGGCUGAUGUCUCAUUCUCUAUGUUGGGCGCCACCAGCGAAACCUACCGACAGUUCAUAAGGAACUUACGUAGUACCCUCACAAUAAGAUCACCAGUAGUGUAUGGCAUACCCGUGCUACAAUCGACAGCAGUGGGAUCGGCACGCUUCAUACUAGUGCAUCUCACGAAUUAUAAUACUGAAUCUAUCACUGUGGCAAUAGACGUAGUGAACAUUUAUGUUGUAGCAUAUCGAGCUGGGAAUAAUGCCUACUUUCUAAAUGAUGCUUCAGCAGAAGCAAACAAUGUGUUGUUUAAAGGCAUCAAGCAUGUGAGACUUCCCUAUAAAGGCAACUACGACGGCCUUGAAACAGCUGCAGGGAAGAUUUCAAGAGAGAAAAUUGAUCUUGGGUUUUCUGAAAUAAGUAGUUCUAUUGGCAACAUGUUCCAUCAUAAUGUUGGUACUUCUAUCGCGAGAGCAUUCAUUGUGAUCAUCCAAUCAGUCUUAGAAGCUGCAAGGUUUAAGUACAUUGAGCAAAGAGUUUCUGAGAACGUUAAGACUAAGUUUAAGCCAGACCCUGCAUUUUUAAGUUUAGAAAAUCGUUGGUCUGAUCUUUCCGAACAAAUACAAAUUGCACAGAAGCGAGAAGGAGAGUUUGCUCGUGCUAUUGAACUUCGAACGGUUAGCAAUAAACCAAUUAUCGUAACUAAUGUUAGUUCGCCUAUUGUGAAAGGCAUUGCACUUCUAUUAUACUAUAAAGUCCGUGUUGCCAUCGAUAACAUCAUCAGAAUGCCUACGAUGACAUACUAGUACUUAUCAGACAACUAUGUGGAUCGUAUGUACUAUGUAUGACAACCACAAAGGAUGUUGGUCGUAUGUAUCACAACAAUAAAGAAUAAACAUACUUAAACUCUAAGUUUACGAACAACAA